Messenger RNA from Macaca mulatta (Rhesus monkey), 1897 nucleotides. Its product is annotated as eosinophil cationic protein. Gene Ontology annotation, molecular function: nucleic acid binding; RNA nuclease activity. Gene Ontology annotation, biological process: chemotaxis; innate immune response in mucosa; defense response to Gram-positive bacterium. NCBI's taxonomy places the organism in Eukaryota, Metazoa, Chordata, Mammalia, Primates, Cercopithecidae. The record is from RefSeq and is a predicted model, not a curated record.
UAUUUAAACAGUUCCAAGUAAGGGAGACCAGCUGCCAAGGGAGACCCCUGAACCCCAGAACAACCAGCUGGAUCAGUUCUCACAGGAGCUGCAGCUCAGAGACUGGGAAACAUGGUUCCAAAAUUGUUCACUUCCCAAAUUUGUCUGCUUCUUCUGUUGGGGCUUAUGGGUGUGGAGGGCUCACUCCAUGCCAGACCCCCAGAGUUUACAAGGGCUCAGUGGUUUGCCAUCCAGCACAUCAAUAUGAACCCCCCUUCAUGCAACAUUGCAAUGCGGGUAAUUAACCAGUAUCAACGGUGUUGCGAAAAGCAAAAUACUUUUCUUCGUACAACUUUUGCAAAUGUAGUUAAUGUUUGUCAUAACCCAAGUAUACCCUGCGUUCAUAACAGAACUCUCCAAAAUUGUCAUCGUAGUAGCGUCCGGGUGCCUUUACUCCAGUGUGAACACAUAAAUAGAGGUGCACAGAAUGUUUCAACCUGCGAGUAUGCAGACAGACAAGGACAGAGUUUCUAUGUAGUUGCAUGUGAAAACAGAGAUCCACGGGAUCCUCCACAGUAUCCAGUGGUUCCAGUACUCCUGGAUAGAAUAAUCUAAGCUCCUGUAUCAGCACUCCUCAUCAUCACUCAUCUGCCAAGCUCCUCAAUCAUAGCCAAGAUCCCAUCCCUCUAUGUACCCUGGGUAUCAGCAUCUGUCCUCUUCAGUCUCCAUACCCUUUCAGGUUUCCUGAACUGAAGUGCCUUGUGAACCUCCAACAAGCUGCUGUGCAAAUUCAUCCAAAAAUAUCUGUGUGUCUUCGUCGGCCGCUCUGCUGUCAUUUAGCGAAACUCUGCUCUAGUGAUAUGGGUUUUUCAUGAAUCUCUCACACUUAAUAUCUGACCAAAUUCCUUAAUUCCCCCAUCGUCCUCCAUGUGAUACCUGAUUCCAGGCCUGCCUUAAAAAAAAACCCAGUUGAGUCAACUUAGCAUUGGUCUCCCUAGCCUUGGUAUCUCCUCUAAGCAAUUUUCCAUCCACUGGCCCCUCCCCUAACACCAACCUGUAACUUGUGUACAGAUCUCCAUUUGUUUUAGCUGUAUUCCAGAAUUGAGACCAAUUUGAUACUGAGGUCCCAUUUGAUGCUUUAUGGUCCAACUAUGGUUUUUUUGACAUGAUUUCUAUACCAAGAAAAAAAGAGCUGCAGUGAAUAAGCUGAAAAUGCACAUGUUUCAUUAUGAUUUAUGAAUGAUAAAUUUUGAUAGAAUUGAAUGUUAUGAUAGAAAACAAAAAAAAGUAGAAAGAGUCAAGAAUGCUAUAAAUACAGUGAAACCAAGAUAAAAACAAGUUUAGUCUCAGAGAUACUUCUUUUAAAUGAGCACAUCAAAUCUCCAGCUAUCAGCAAUUGUACUGCAGGUGGAACCUGGGUUUAAGUCAAAUGUGCAAUGAGAUAAAUUGUUCAGACAGCAAUAGGGACAGAUUGUAAUACUGCCUGGAGGAGAGGUGGCCAUCAUUCCCAAAACUUCCAUGUCCUGGAGAUGGGGAGCCGCUGGUCACGUGAGAAGGGGAAGGGGAAUAAGGAGGACGGGGAAGUGGGAGCACUCAUGAAACUGAGUUGCCUCCUGCCCAUUCUGCCCUCCAUAGUGGUCCCCAGUGGUGAGUCAAAGGGUUCAUUCAACACCUGUCAGGUAGGGCACAGCCUCAAGAAUUAGGGAUUUGUAGACCCAGAGAGAGAAGAAAUGGAUAAUGAGAGCCCUUGCCCUGGCCUCCAUUACAAGGCUUCAUUCACUCAGGAAUCCAUGAGAAACAGGAAGGGGAAGCCCUUUCUUGCAAGCUGUGGACAGGUGCAGCACUCAGGUGAUUGUGCCGGGGACAGAGUGGGUCCUUUUGAAAGGCCUGACUCACAAUACAACAGAGAUACAAUGCC